Molecule: messenger RNA, 517 nt
Organism: Myotis brandtii (Brandt's bat)
Lineage: Eukaryota; Metazoa; Chordata; Mammalia; Chiroptera; Vespertilionidae
Product: coiled-coil domain-containing protein 61-like
Exons: 3
Coding region: 215-493 (92 amino acids)
Source: RefSeq, a predicted model, not a curated record
AUUGGCCAAUUUAAUCCUCACGUCAACUCUAUGAGGUUGGUGCCCUUUUAUACCCAUUUUCCAGAUGAGGAAAUGGAGGCAAAGUCUCCUUCCUAAGGUGCCACAGCUGGUAAAUGGUAGAACCAGGAAAUGAGUGCUGACCGUCCAGCUCCUGAGCCUGGGCACUCAGCCCCUCUGCGUCUCUGUCUCCUUCCCUUCUCCAGCGACACUGGCCAUGGACCAGCCGGCUGGCCUGCAGGUGGACUACGUCUUCCGGGGUGUGGAGCACGCCGUGCGGGUGGUGGUGUCGGGACAGGUGCUGGAGCUGGAGGUGGAGGACCGCAUGACGGCUGACCAGUGGCGGGGCGAGUUCGAUGCCAGCUUCAUCGAAGACUUGACUCACAAGACAGGGAACUUCAAACAGUUCAGCAUCUUCUGUAACAUGCUGGAGUCGGCCCUCACCCAGAAUAUUCAGAUCACAGAGAAAUGUAAAGAAGAAAGAAAUCACUCCUAAUGCUCCUGGUAAUAUUUUGGUGAA